Messenger RNA from Trichobilharzia szidati, 2244 nucleotides. The record is from the annotation of a GenBank genome assembly. NCBI's taxonomy places the organism in Eukaryota, Metazoa, Platyhelminthes, Trematoda, Strigeidida, Schistosomatidae.
AUGAAAUUACUUCAUAUUCUUGCGGUUUUUUCAAUUGUACUAUUUAUUCAUUCAAAUGCUGGUGAAAGACGAACUAAAUCUGUUGGGGAAGAAAUUUUGAAGGAUCAGGCAAUCUUUAGAGGAUUUAAUAAUAUUAUUAGAAGAAACAGAAUAAAUCUAAAACUAGCUGAAGAUGAUUUAAAGUUGUUAUCAGCCAGCGCUGAAGAUAAAAGGAAAUCUGUGGAACAUGAAUUAGAGAAUCUAAAAAAGAACAGUGAGGCUGGAAGAAUGUUAGAGCAAGUGAAAAGAGCAGAAAUCAAUUAUAUGAUAGCAGUAGCCAAUUAUGAAGAAAUUGAAGAUGAAAUUACUGCGCUUCACCAAGAUAUAGCGAAGGCGAAUGCUACUCAAUUGGAGAAAACCCGUGAAUUUAACAGCCUUUUAGAUACAAUAAAAAGUGAAAUCGAUAUUCAGGAACAUGUACUUGAGGAAUUCGAGCAGCAACUCAAAUAUGUUAUCAAGAUUAUAAACAAUUGGUUCAUUGAAGAACAGCUGAGAGAAGCUACAAUACAAUACAAACAUGCACAUGUUGAAUACGAUGGAAAAAAAGCAAGCUAUGAAGAAUUGAAACGGAUCUUAGAUAAGCAAUAUGGUGAAGAAUUCAACGAAAUUACAGAUUUUGAUGUAGAACGUGAAAAAGUGAAGUUAGCAGAGCUUCAAGACAAUCUGAAACUAAAGAAAAAGGAAAUGGCCGGUAUACGAGAUCAGUUGAAAUUGGAGCAAAUUACAAUUCAGGAUUAUAUAGACGAAAUUAAAGCACGAGGAGAUGCACUGCGGACAAACAUUUCGGUAGAUAGGAAAAAAAUGUUAGAAAUACGACAAAGAAUUGUGGGAAUUGAUAAAGAGUUGAAUAGUAAAACAAGUCUACUAACUGAUAUGAGGACUGAACAACAGAAAUCAGAGAAGAAAUUACUUCAAGCUAAAGCGGAGAAGACAAAAAUAAAUGAUAAUGGAAAAUUGAAUAUACAACAAAAGCAAGUAGAAAUCGACAGAAUUAAAAGUAUGAUAUCAAACAUCGAAAAGAACUUACAAGAUUGGACGAAUUACAGAAGAUUAAAGAAUUCUACUGAUGCGGCAAAAGAAAGACUAUUGGCAGCUGAAUCUGUGAUGUUGGAGAAGGCGAAAGCUGUAACCGACUUGGAGGAAAAGUUCGAUCCGGAAUUACUUUAUUCAAAUCGUACGAAAGUCAUGAUAUUGCAUAAGUCUUUACUGGUCAAAGUGCAGUACCGUAAAGAUGAAAUUGAAUUCUUGCAAGAACGAUAUGCCCUCAUAAAAAAUCAAGAACAGAUUGAAUUACAAGCUAUUGAAACAGAAUUAGAGACAUUGAAACUGGAUUUCAUAGAAUCCCAUAUAGAAGAAGAGAAAUUGAAAGCUGAAAUGGAUGAGAAAUACCACUUAAUGCAGGAAGCAGAAAAGUACAUACAUCCAAGUGAAGUGGAUGAAAAGACCGAAAGCUUAAGGAAUACUUCGAAAAUACUACUACUGGAAUUUACAAAAGCGAAACAAAAAUUUCUCUCUGUCACAGAUAAACUGAGAAAAAAGAGACUUAUGUCUCUAAUACAUAGGACUAAUAUAAGAAAUGUUUUGCCAUAUCUUCGAGGCGCUAACAAUACAAUUUACGAAUUACGAGAAGAAUUGAAAAUACUACAGGAAAGAUGUGUCGGAGAAGGUGGUGAGGGAGUGACAGAGGAGUCGGCUGGUCACGGUGAAGGCAAGGAAGAGACGUCAGGUGUCGGAGAAGGUGGUGAGGGAGCGACAGAGGAGUCGGCUGGUCACGGUGAAGGCAAGGAAGAGACGUCAGGUGGAAAAGGAAAUAUUUUGAGGAGCAACUUGACAUUCAGUUUAACAAAAGAUAUUGGUGAUUUAAUAAGCAACUGCAGUCAGCAGAAUAAAACAGGCAAUUCAACACAAGAUUUCAAGAGGUGUAAUCAGAAGUUGAAAGUCAAUGUGACAGUCUCCCUGUCUUUAAAAUAAACUUAGUAUUGUUUUUAUCAAGAAGAUGGAAUUAACGAAUCGGGACUGAAAAUCUUAUCCUUAUUUAAUAUGUGGUUUAAUUAAAAGUGUAAAGUUUUCAGUUAUUAUUCGUUAAGGCUAACCGUAUUUAAUUCUUCUUGUUAUAAAUAUAAGUAGUAGUUGCUUUUAAACAUUAUAAUAUAAUAAUACCUUAAUUCAGAAAAAUGCCUUUAUGAUUAACACACAAUUUUCAGC